CUUGUUCGUCCUUUCCAGAAGAAAUGGCAGCUGUUGACAUAGACGUGCCGCUGGAAACAGAGCCUCAAAUCCACAAUCAGGAGGACCUGGAACGUUCCAGGUGUACCACACCACAGUCGAGUCCUUUCAGACAUACUCUCACUCUGCCCCAUCUUCAAGAAUUUCCCAGUCAGGCUGAAGGCUUCAAAGAACAAGGAAAUGCACUCUACAGCAAGAAAGAUUACUCUGAGGCUUUCAACUAUUAUACUAAGGCCAUCGAUACUUGCCCCAAAAAUGCAAGUUAUUAUGGCAACAGAGCAGCCACACUCAUGAUGCUGUGUCGCUUUCGAGAGGCCCUUGAGGAUUCCCAGCAGGCUGUGCGGCUGGAUGACUGUUUCAUGAAGGGGCAUCUACGCGAGGGUAAGUGCCACCUGUCUCUGGGAAAUGCCAUGGCAGCCAGUCGCUGCUUUCAGAAGGUUCUGGAGCUGGAGCCCAGCAACAGAGAGGCUCAGCAGGAGAACAAGAACGCCGCGACUCUUCUGGAGUAUGAGCGAAUGGCAGAUUUUGGCUUUGAAAAGCGGGAUUUCAGAAAGGUGGUGUACUGUAUGGACCGGGCCUUAGCUUUGGCUACUGCCUGCCACCGCUUCAAAAUCCUUAAGGCUGAGUGUCUGGCUCUGCUGGGACGCUAUCCAGAGGCUCAGUCUGUAGCAAGUGAUAUCCUGCGAAUGGAUUCUACCAAUGCAGACGCAUUGUACGUUCGAGGUCUGUGUCUUUACUAUGAGGACUGCAUCGAUAAAGCUGUACAGUUCUUUGUCCAGGCCCUGCGCAUGGCACCUGACCACGAAAAGGCCCGGCUAGCCUGCAGAAAUGCUAAAGCCUUAAAAGCCAAGAAGGAGGAGGGCAACCAGGCUUUCAAGAACAGCAACUAUGAAGCUGCCUACCAGCUGUAUACUGAGGCCCUGGCGAUAGACCCCAACAAUAUCAAGACCAAUGCCAAACUCUACUGCAACAGAGCCACGGCAGGAGCAAAGCUGAAGAAACUUAAUCAAGCCAUUGAAGACUGCACCAGUGCAAUCAAACUAGAUGACACUUACAUCAAGGCCUACUUAAGGAGAGCUCAGUGUUACAUGGACACAGAGCAGUAUGAAGAGGCUGUGCGGGACUACGAAAAAGUUUACCAGACAGAAAAAACCUCAGAUCACAAACAUCUGCUGAAGACGGCACAGCUGCAGCUGAAGAGGAGCAAGAGGAAAGAUUACUACAAGGUGCUCGGGGUCGGCAAGAACGCCACCGAGGACGAGAUCAAAAAAGCCUAUCGCAAACGAGCCCUCAUGCACCACCCAGACCGCCACAGUGCAGCGACUCCAGAGGUUCAGAAGGAGGAGGAAAAGAAAUUCAAGGAGGUGGGCGAGGCCUUCACCGUGCUCUCUGACCCAAAGAAGAAGAUCCGCUAUGACAACGGACACGACCUGGAUGAUGACGGCUGCUUUGAUGGUGGAGAUUUUGAUGCAAACAAUAUCUUCAGGGCUUUCUUUGGUGGCCACGGUGGAGGAUUUAGUUUCGAUUCCAGUCAAGACUCUGGACCUGGAAAUUUCUUUUUCCAAUUUGGCUAAAGCAAAGGAGUUUGUGGGAAAACGCGGCCCUACAGAGGACAAAAUUGACAGCCACCUUGUGAUACUCAUACUCCUGAGUGUCUUGCAAAAUCUCCCAGCCGUUCUUUUUCAAAAGAUUUUUGAUUAUUGCAUUCACACCUAAAUUUACUCCUCACAUUGAUGCAAACAAACAUUGGGAAGGGUAAUUCAGAGGCUUUAGUUAUUAACAGUGAAGGAAAAGAAGUCCAUAAGAAACCUUUUGAAAGAGGUUUGGAUCAGCUGAUUCCGAGCAUGUCACUGUUGCCAAAAUUCAAAUAAUGAUAAAUGGAAUUUAAUCUUGUAAAACCACCUGAAGAUGAUCAGUAGUAAGGAAUGCUUUGGAAAUAUAAGCGCAUCAUGGUUGUUUCUUUUUUUUUUUUUUUUUAAGGUUCUCCAGGGACAGCAGGUCUCUAUUGAGCAAGAGUCAAUGUACUGUAGAAGUUCAAAACUGACCUCAGGACAGCCUGUUAAGGACAACACUGGUCUCUUGCAAGGGUGUUUCCAGGUUUUAUUGGCUUACUUGCCAAAUAUAGAAUCAACUUGCUGGGGUUUUUUUUCCUUCUCCUCCAUACUGCAUUGUAUGUUUGACUCGAAUGUAAAGUCUUUUGUGUCCAUACCAUUUUUCUUCUUUAGGUCUUCCCUUUGUCUGUUUAUAUUUAUUACUGUGUAUUCUAAACUGUAUGCAGCAGAUUGCCAUUGUCUUCCCCCCUUUUUUUUUAAAGAGACUCAUUUGUAAAUGUUUUACACAUCAUCAUCUUUGCUCUCAGAUUGUACAAAUUGUGUUUUACGAAACAGGCCAAAAUCAGCAUACACACACACCUACAAAUUUUCUUCUAUUGAAAGCACCAAUCACACAUCUGUCCUGCUCUCCCAUUCAAAUUCAAGUGGUGCCUUACCAGAAUGAGUAGAUCAGCAAAACUUACAUUGAAAGCUGAAGAAGAAGCCACUUCCUAUUUGCAAACGACAACAGUCACGCUUUUAUAGGAAAACCUCUUUCAUGUCUGGCCAGUAAAUAGAAUUUUGCAAGUAAAUUCUUCAUCCUGUAAAACGUAAAAGAAAUUUCCUUUCAUGUCAUCAACACUUACUCCUAGCUGUCAUCUACCUAUACUUGUCAUGCACGUUCAGUCAGUACAGCCCUUCCCCUACUUGUUCCACUUGUUUAAAGGGGCACUGAAAGUAGGCUGGAAGCUUCCGUUGUUAACUGUUUUGUCACUGAUAUGUGUAUCAUUUUUAAAAACUUGUCACAGUAUUAACGACAUGCUUUUCUUAUUACGUAAAUAAAGGCUCGUCUUUUACUGUAA
Molecule: messenger RNA, 2911 nt
Organism: Toxotes jaculatrix (banded archerfish)
Lineage: Eukaryota; Metazoa; Chordata; Actinopteri; Toxotidae
Product: dnaJ homolog subfamily C member 7-like
Exons: 15
Coding region: 24-1592 (522 amino acids)
Molecular function (GO): protein binding
Source: RefSeq, a predicted model, not a curated record